Messenger RNA from Coniophora puteana RWD-64-598 SS2, 1330 nucleotides. RefSeq lists its product as uncharacterized. The coding region runs from base 76 to 1077 and encodes 333 amino acids. The record is from RefSeq and is a predicted model, not a curated record. The transcript has 2 exons. NCBI's taxonomy places the organism in Eukaryota, Fungi, Basidiomycota, Agaricomycetes, Boletales, Coniophoraceae.
AGCAGCUUCCCCAUCCCUCCCCCCAAGCGUUCGACUCGUGCCCCCAAGCGCAUACCCCGCCCGCGCAACGCCUUCAUGCUCUUCCGCUGCACCUUCUCCGCCUCCUCUUUCAUGCGCACCUCCACCGAGCACGACAACCGCCACAUCACCCGCAUCAUCGCCCACUGCUGGAACGCCCUCCCCGAGCGCCAAAAGGCCUACUGGUACCGCAGGGCCCUCGAGGAGAAGCAGCACCACGCAGAGCUCUUCCCCGGCUACCGCUUCACCCCUACCUCCCGCGCAAACCGCCAGAAGCGCAACGUCAAGCGCAACAGCGACGCCGACAAGGAGCGCAGCAGGCGCAUUGCAGAGCUUCUCCUCGCUGGAAAGCACGGCGACGAGCUCGAUGUCGCCGUGAAGCAGGACGACGCCGUCCACUCCGACAGCGACGGCUCCUACCGGUCUGAAAGCCCAGAGACCAGGCCAGCAAAGGCACAUAAGAAGUCGCUGACUUCCAAGGCCCGCAAGCCUCCAAGGAGCCGCACUGCGGCUAUCUCGGCAGCAGCUCCCGAGUCUCUCAGCGUCCCGACCGUGAACUUCGAAACGGUCACUGCGAACCCAUGGGACUACUACUCCACGGAGCCGUCCUCGAUUUACGCGCCUCAGGCUUCGUACCCGCCUAUGCUGCCUCACGCCCAACUUUACCAAUCGCACUCUCCCGCCCUCUCGUCUGGCUCUGCUCACUCCUAUGGCUCAUCCUCGAGUCCUUCCCACCAAGUCGCCCAGAUGACCGAGCAGUUCGCCUAUACCUCCGUGACCACGCCGCCACAGCCCCGUGCUACCGACUAUUAUUCCGCAGGCUCGUACGACACCCAAGAGCGCCACCCCUCUCCCGACGACACGUACUCGCUCGCCUACCCUCUCUCGCAGGACUACCUGAACGUGCAGGACACGUACACCCGCGGCCUUAAUUUUGAGUACCCCAUGCCGUCUGGCUACGCCACGAGCUACUCUGCAGGCUACCAGCCGAGCUUCAUGAACACCGUUCACCAGAGCCAGCCUUCGGGCGAAUAUUAUCCCGAGUACAGCAACUACUAAGGUUUCUACCCACACCCUUCGUGUCGAAUUUUGAAAAUUAUUCACCGUCCCAAAAAUCACCCAUGUUUCCUCUAUCUCUGCGCCGCUUGUCCAGUCCCCUCCUUUUCUUAUGUUUCUUUCAACGUACCAUCUCUCAAAGUGACACAUCAUUUCUAGGAUCCCUUUGUCUCUUUAUUCCCUAUGACCAUUCCAUGACUUGUUCCUGUAGCCAUAUUUCAACACAUUUCUUCUCGGCAUAGCGACGCACACACAC